CCUCUCGCGAUAGUAGCAUGCUUAUGCAGCCGCCAUAUUCUGUGACAGUAUUUUGAUUCGUAUCUGCUGGAAGUGAGGAAAAAGAGAAAAGUGAAGGGCUGUCGAGGGGAGGGGGGGCUGAAGAAGAGGAGCUGUCAAAAAGGUAUUCCCGAGUCUCUGCUGAGGCUCGGUAUCCCUCCACACAAGGCCCGGGGCCUCGGUUCACUUGGCUCUCCGUCUCCCUGAUAGUAGCUGGACCCCUCUCGGCUUCUACUUUCCGAGCUCCGCGGCCCUCUGGAGGUCCGGCGGCGGUCUCGGGUGUUGUUAGGCGGCCCGGGGAGCGGCGGCGGCGGCGGAGACAGAAAGAUGAUGUUCAAGAUGAAGGCUGCUUACUGCCACAACUGACACCCGAAGUGAACUGAAGACAAAAAGAAAGCAGUCCUGACCUGGCAACAUACGAAUGGCCCAGGGAAGCUACCAGAUUGACAUUCAGGUUUUGCAAGACCUGCGCCAGAAGUUCCCUGAAGUCCCAGAGGGUGUUGUCUCCCAGUGUGUUCUACAGAACAAAAACAAUUUGGACGCCUGCUGUGAAUACUUGUCCAAGGUCAGUCCCGGCUACCUGUACAGUGAAGAAGGAAACCUCAGCUUUUCCGACGACCCCAGCUACACCCGGCUCCGUAAUCACAUGACCCAGCUUAACCUGGGCCUGCAGUCUCAGAAUGUGCAUGCGGCCCCGGUUCGGGACGGCCUGAGAAUGAACGGCAGUCGGACUCUUGCCCAUAGCCUGAGUGACGGGCCCCUCCAGACGAGCCAGGCCCCCAACAGUGACUUCUUUCAGCAGGAGCCCCAGUCCGCCCCUGUGCAGGUGCCCUCCAGCCUCAAUGUUUUUGGUGUGAUGGAGCCCACACGCAAACCGCAGCCUCCACAGCACCUCGGACUCUACCCUUUGGGAGUCAAAGGGCCGACUAUGGGUGUCCAGCAGACUCCUCGCUUCAAUCCAAUCACCGUCACGCUAGCCCCCAAUAUCCAGACAGGCCGCAACACCCCCACAUCUUUGCACAUACAUGGUGGGCCGCAGUCGGGCCUCAGCAGUCCACAGGGUAACUCUAUCUACAUCAGGCCCUACGUUAGCCAGUCCGGUACCAACCGGCAGAACCAGCAGCAGGGAGGCAGGGCCCAGUACAGCCCCACUUCUCAGCCCCAGCAACAGAUCUACCAGAUCUCACACCCCGGCUCCUGGUCCAGCCCUCAGCACGCCUCCUCUUCACAUACCUCACAGACCCAGGGCCACCAGACCUCUCAUGUCUACAUGCCAAUCAGCUCCCCCACAAACCCCCAGGCGCCGUCUUUUCUUCCAACUGGAAGCCAGGCCUCUUCCUCUGGUGUCUCCUCCUGCUCUUCUUCAUCUUCCUCCUCCUCCGUCAUGCCCACCUCCCUCUCCACCAUCAGCCAGUACAACAUUCAGAACAUCUCCACAGGCCCGCGGAAGAAUCAGAUAGAGAUCAAACUUGAAUCUCCUCAGAGGAGCAACUCAACAACCACGACGGCUGUGCUGCGGACCAGCGGUGGGCCCCGGUCCUCCUCAACUUCCUCAUCCUGCCCUUCCUCUUGCUCAUCUUCAACUGGUGUGGCUACUGUCCCCACCGCUCCUCUUUCCAUUGGAUGCCCGGGUCUGAGCCGCAGCCAGCCCACUGUUUACAUUUCUGCCAGCCCGCCUACUGCUGCUACCACCCCCUCUGAGGAGGCCGUCAUGGCCUCAGCCGGCUCCCGCUCCCAGCCAAAGUUUUACAUUUCAGCCAACGCCUCCAGUGAUGACAGUGGGGGCAGGAACCCCCCCACAGUCUACAUCUCAGCCAACACUCCCUUGCAGGGGCCUUCGGGGGCCAGGAACCUGGGGGGCCAAGUGAGCAUGGGCCCUGCCUACAUCCACCACCAUCCUCCUAAGUCCCGCGCGUCUGUGGGAGGAGGAGGCACAGCAUCAUCGCCUCGCGUGGUUGUGACUCAGCCCAAUACCAAAUACACUUUUAAAAUCACAGUGUCCCCCAAUAAGCCCCCAGCUGUGUCCCCCGGGGUGGUGUCCCCUACAUUUGAGCCCAACAACCUCCUCAGUCUACCCUCAGACCACCACUAUGUGGAGCCAGACCCCCUUCACCUCUCAGACCCGCUGUCUCCGCACAGGGAGAAGCCGAGUGAGCCUCGCAGACUCAGCAUGGGCUCUGAUGAUGCAGCGUACACACAAGCGUUGUUGGUCCACCAGAAGGCCCGCAUGGACAGGCUGUGGCACGAGCUGGAGCUGAAGAAGAAGAAGCUGGAGAAGCUAAAAGAGGAGGUCAACGAGAUGGAGAACGACCUGACUAGGAGACGGCUGGAGAGAUCCAACUCGGCCUCCCAAAUUCCUUCUAUCGAGGAAAUGAAGCAGUUGCGAUGCCAAAACCGGUUACUGCAGAUCGACAUCGACUGUCUCACCAAAGAAAUUGAUCUCAUUCAAACAAGAGGACCACACUUUAAUCCCAGUGCAAUCCAUAAUUUUUAUGACAACAUUGGAUUCCUUGGUCCUGUCCAACCCAAACCCAAAGGUACUUUAUCCGUUGACAGGAGAGGAAGCAGAUAUAAUGUGACCUCUGAGCUCAUGAUGGAGCCUCCUUCUGCUCCUUCCCCUACUCCCCCUCUUGACGUGGGCCAGGAGGAGGACGAGGGGACGCAGUGGAGCUGCACGGCCUGCACCUUCCUCAACCAUCCCGCCCUCAACCGCUGUGAACAGUGCGAGUUCCCGCGGCACUUCUGAGCCCGCGAGGCGCCUGGCAAAACGACCCCCUCCCCCCCCCCCCCGUCUUUGACCGCCCAUCUCCAAGCAGACUCAGCAGAACGGAGAGUCCUCUCUGUUCCUUUGUUUCCCGUCUUGUUGUAUGAAAACUCAAGUUGGGCGUGGUCUUCUCGGUUUUUGUUUUUCUUCUUCUCGUCCUCUCUAAGGUUUGUAGAACGCCGUCCACUGAAGGCUCAACUGGAUGGUGUUUACAGCUCGUGUUUUUUUUAAAUCAGGCUGGCAGAGUCGGAUGAUACCUCACCUUAGAGACUUGGAUUGUGUGGGGUCACCUCUCCUCUUUUCUGCUUGACGGGUGACUGUUUUUUUUAACCCCUGGUGAUACCUCGCUGCUCCCACUUCCAGUAUUAUGAGUGUGGCCUUGCAGUUUGACGGCACACACACACACACACACACACACACACACACACACACACACACACACACACAGGUGCCUUUUGCUGAUUUAAAUGUCGUUUUUUUUUCUUCCUGUGUGGUGGCAUGACUUUGGAAUUGGGAACUGUGUUCAGCCACUGCUCGCCAUCUGAAGGGAAAACUAACAGACUAAUCGUGGACUCUUCAAGUUUGUUUGCUGUUUUAACAGGAUGCCAAAGGGGGAACUGGCAGUGUCGCUGCCUCUCAAACAUGCCUCAUGUCCUCCCCCUCCCUUUUCCUGUCUCUCCGAUCACGAGUAAACGAAAAAAAAUAAACUUAAGUUGCAUGCUUUGUGUACAGUGCACGGAGGCAGAAACUCCCCUGGAGCUUUUUACUGUACAUACUUUUAGACCGUGCCCUGAAAGCCUUUUUUUCCUCACACUAUGAAUCACUUGUAUUUCUGUAAGUAUAGCUUUAUAGACUUUAUUAACUUUUUUUUGUCUUGUUUUGUUUUCCUCUUUCGAAACAAAUAAGCACCAUGCUCCCUUUAAAAAAAAAAGAAAAAAAAAAAAAAGCUUUUUACUUGAUUUCUGUGAGAGUUGAAGCCUUGCAGAAGGAGAGGAGCGGAGAACCUUGCAGUCAUCAUGAAGCUACAUCUGCACGGUCUGGUCAGUGUGUACGAUCUGCAGAAGAGGCGGCAAGGCAACGCAAGAGUCUUGUUUUGUUCUGGGUGCCAAACAUGUCAGGACCGUCAUGCAAAGAAAAAAAGUAAAUUACAAACUGCCAUCGUAUCUGACAACUGGAAUGUAGGUUUCAAAUGUUUGGGGACAACUUCACCUCUGUGCAAAGAGACUCUGCUUCAUCAGGACAAUCAGGAUGCUGCUGCAGAUUGUCGCUGAGCACCUGAACCGCCUUCUGUGAGGUACCAAAGAGGAAAAUAAUCAUAUGGGUCCCGUGCCUUUGAGUAGAGCAGGUCCGAACUGUUACGUCAGUGAAACAAACACAACAUGACUGUCCACCUUGUAUACUCUUCUAUUUGUAUUUGGCUGGUUUCAUCCUCCUAAGCUUUCACUGAUGAGGGUGUUUCUAAAGUUUACCUAUUGUCAUGUACUUUCCUUAACUGUGGAGUAGUUACUUUCUUUUCUUUUCUUUGUUUUUUUUUUCCACAUUUGUGAAAUGCUGCCUUGCGUCAAUGCCUUAAGAACGAUUGAAUUUGUAUUGAUUAUCACCUCUGUCACACCCAAGUGCCUUUUUUUAUUUUAACCCCCCCCCCCCGAAACCUAACUCUUGUUUCCAACCCGUUUCAAAGUAUAAGAUGAAUUAUCAUCUCUUAAGCACUUACGCCAAACUUUCUCUCUUCCUCUCUUCAAACCAAAGAUCCCCGUUUUCAGCGUCAUCAGCACGUCGGUGUGAAGAGGCAGUUUAUUCAUGUUUUAUUCAAAGGAAAAAAAUAAUUUGGAUCUAAAGUGUUUUUUUGAUUUUAGCUGGGAAAACUGUCUUUGUAACAGAUAAGUUAUUUGUAAAAAUAAUAAAAAAAAAUCUAUUCUGA
Labrus mixtus (cuckoo wrasse) is the source of this 4703-nucleotide messenger RNA. RefSeq names its product TGF-beta activated kinase 1 (MAP3K7) binding protein 2 (gene tab2). Gene Ontology annotation, biological process: positive regulation of protein kinase activity. Gene Ontology annotation, molecular function: ubiquitin binding; K63-linked polyubiquitin modification-dependent protein binding. The transcript is spliced from 8 exons. Bases 440 to 2764 code for a protein of 774 amino acids. The record is from RefSeq and is a predicted model, not a curated record. Lineage: Eukaryota; Metazoa; Chordata; Actinopteri; Labriformes; Labridae.